Meriones unguiculatus (Mongolian gerbil) is the source of this 1737-nucleotide messenger RNA. RefSeq names its product spidroin-1-like. The transcript is spliced from 2 exons. The record is from RefSeq and is a predicted model, not a curated record. Gene Ontology annotation, molecular function: calcium ion binding. Bases 1 to 1737 code for a protein of 578 amino acids. NCBI's taxonomy places the organism in Eukaryota, Metazoa, Chordata, Mammalia, Rodentia, Muridae. Gene Ontology annotation, biological process: negative regulation of protein sumoylation.
AUGUGGCGACCACGGGUGAGCGAGGCUGCCGCGUGCUGCGGGUUCCGCAGCCCCGAGCGGUGGGUUCUGCAGCCGCGUGCGGGGGCUCUGCAGCCCCGGGCGGCGGGUUCUGCAGCCGCGUGCGGGGGCUCUGCAGCCCCGGGCGGCGGGUUCUGCAGCCGCGUGCGGGUUCUGCAGCCCCGGGCGGCGGCCCAGGGGCCUCCUGUUUCCCGCACACCGUCCGGGCGGGCAGCUGUGGAGCGGUGGAGCAGGCGGGCAUCUGUGGAGCGGGCGGGCAUCUGUGGAGCUGUGGAGCGGGCGGGCAUCUGUGGAGCGGUGGCGUGGGCGGGCAUCUGUGGAGCUGUGGAGCGGGCGGGCAUCUGUGGAGCGGUGGCGCGGGCGGGCAUCUGUGGAGCGGGUGGGCAGCUGUGGAGCGGGCGGGCAUCUGUGGAGCGGGUGGGCAGCUGUGGAGCGGUGGAGCGGUGGAGCGGGCGGGCAGCUGUGGAGCUGUGGAGCGGGCGGGCAGCUGUGGAGCGGGCUGCUGUGGAGCGGGCGGGCAGCUGUGGAGCGGGCAGCUGUGGAGCGGGCGGGCAGCUGUGGAGCGGGCUGCUGUGGAGCGGGUGGGCAGCUGUGGAGCGGGCUGCUGUGGAGCGGGCUGCUGUGGAGCGGGCAGCUGUGGAGCGGGCAGCUGUGGAGCGGGCAGCUGUGGAGCGGGCGGGCAGCUGUGGAGCGGUGGAGCGGGCUGUUGUGGAGCGGGCUGCUGUGGAGCGGGCUGCUGUGGAGCGGUGGAGCGGGCAGCUGUGGAGCGGGCAGCUGUGGAGCGGGCAGCUGUGGAGCGGGCAGCUGUGGAGCGGGCAGCUGUGGAGCGGUGGAGCGGGCUGUUGUGGAGCGGGCAGCUGUGGAGCGGUGGAGCGGGCUGUUGUGGAGCGGGCUGCUGUGGAGCGGGCUGCUGUGGAGCGGUGGAGCGGGCUGUUGUGGAGCGGGCAGCUGUGGAGCGGUGGAGCGGGCUGCUGUGGAGCGGGCAGCUGUGGAGCGGGCUGCUGUGGAGCGGGCAGCUGUGGAGCGGGCAGCUGUGGAGCGGGCUGCUGUGGAGCGGGCUGCUGUGGAGCGGGCGGGCAGCGGUGGAGCGGGCAGCGGUGGAGCGGGCAGCGGUGGAGCGGGCAGCGGUGGAGCGGGCUGCUGUGGAGCGGGCUGCUGUGGAGCGGGCUGCUGUGGAGCGGGCUGCUGUGGAGCGGGCAGCUGUGGAGCGGGCGGGCAGCUGUGGAGCGGGCAGCUGUGGAGCGGGCUGCUGUGGAGCGGGCAGCUGUGGAGCGGGCUGCUGUGGAGCGGGCUGCUGUGGAGCGGGCUGCUGUGGAGCGGGCUGCUGUGGAGCGGGCAGUUGUGGAGCGGGCAGCUGUGGAGCGGGCUGCUGUGGAGCGGGCAGCUGUGGAGCGGGCUGCUGUGGAGCGGGCUGCUGUGGAGCGGGCGGGCAGCGGUGGAGCGGGCAGCGGUGGAGCGGGCUGCUGUGGAGCGGGCUGCUGUGGAGCGGGCUGCUGUGGAGCGGGCUGCUGUGGAGCGGGCUGCUGUGGAGCGGGCUGCUGUGGAGCGGGCUGCUGUGGAGCGGGCUGCUGUGGAGCGGGCUGUUGUGGAGCGGGCUGCUGUGGAGCGGUGGAGCGGGCAGCUGUGGAGCGGGCGGGCAGCUGUGGGGCGGGUGGGUCCAGCUCAGGGCUGAACCUCCUUGACUGGAACCCCGAGGGAAAGCCUGGCUCUGCAUUGUAA